AUGAAAACCUUCAAGAACGGUGACUUAGUCAAAUUUACCAUUGCCAACAUCGAGGAAAGGGGCAUCAUCGAAUCCAUUGAUUAUCGCGAUGACAAGUCCAUCGUAGCAACCAUUCGCUACAUUACCAAGAUCGAAGGCAAGGAAACAACGAUCAAUCGCAAGCUUACCAACCUUUCGCAUGCCGUAAUAACGGCUACAUGCGCAGGCAAACGAGCGCUUGGCGAACUCGAACGUCAUCUCCGCAACCGUUUUCUCUGA
Molecule: messenger RNA, 258 nt
Organism: Mycosarcoma maydis (corn smut)
Lineage: Eukaryota; Fungi; Basidiomycota; Ustilaginomycetes; Ustilaginales
Exons: 8
Coding region: 1-258 (85 amino acids)
Source: RefSeq, a predicted model, not a curated record